UCAUCUCAUCACAAUUAAAAAAAAUAUCUUCUUCUGUCACUUUUUACAAACUGAUCGGCUAAAUUUGUAUACCAUAAUAAGGCCCAUUUGAGUAGAGCCUCACAGAAGAACCAAAAUGGUCGUCACCAGCAGAGAUGAAGUUCCUGCAACGCUGAAGCCAGAGUAUAACAGAGCAAGUGAGUUGAAGGCUUUUGAUGACACAAAGCUCGGCGUUAAAGGACUUGUGGAUGCUGGGAUUACUGAGAUCCCUCGCAUAUUCCAUCACCCACCGGACACCUUGGACAAUUCAUCUUCCGGUGACACCCAGAUUAGUAAUAUUCCUGUCAUAGAUCUCCAAGGCAUCGACAAAGAUGCAAUAAAACGCAAGAAGAUUGUUGAAAGCAUUCGCGAUGCAUCGGAGACGUGGGGUUUCUUUCAGCUGGUCAAUCACGGGAUCCCUGUGAGCGUUCUGGAGGAGAUGAAGGAAGGGGUGCGUAGGUUUAAUGAGCAAGAUAAUCAGGUGAAGAAAGGGUUCUAUACGCGCGACCCCAUGAAACCGGUGGUGUAUAACAGCAACUUUGAUCUGUAUAGCGCUCCGGCGACUAAUUGGAGGGAUACAUUUUUUUGUCAAACGGCACCUAAUCCCCCAAAGCCAGAAGACUUGCCAGUUGCAUGCAGAGAUAUACUAGAGCAGUACUCGAAGCUGAUGAUGAAGGUGGGGAUUUUAUUGUUCGAGUUAUUAUCAGAGGCACUUGGGCUGAACCCAAAGCACCUAAAUGAGAUUGAUUGCAGUGAGGGGCUUGCGAUUCUGUGCCAUUACUAUCCGGCUUGCCCACAACCAGAGUUAACAUUGGGCACAACCAAGCAUGCAGACAAUGACUUCGUCAAUGUUCUUCUACAAGACCACAUUGGUGGCCUCCAAGUUUUUUACCAGGACAAGUGGGUCGACAUCCCUCCGGUGCCAGGGGCUCUAGUGGUUAACAUUGGAGAUCUUCUACAGCUUAUAACAAAUGACAGGUUUAAAAGUGUUGAACACAGAGUAUUGGCAAACCGGGUAGGGCCCCGAGUAUCUGUGGCGAGCUUCUUUUCCACAGCUGCUUUGCCAACCUCAAAACUUUACGGACCCAUCAAGGAAUUAUUAUCAAAAGACAAUCCUCCAAAGUACAGAGAAACCACAGUGAGUGACUAUGUUGCCUAUUACAGAAAGAAAGGCCUUGAUGGGACUUCUGCGCUACUGCAUUUUAAGCUCUAAACUCCGGUAAUAGAGUAUCGGAGAUGAAUAAAUGGCUUGUGAGUUGGAUUUACCAUAUGCUAAUGAAGCUUGUACUUGUAGUGAUGUUUAUGUGAAAAAUCAAAAUCUUUGCCAUUAUGUGUCCUUAAAUAAAUGGGUCUUAAAGUGAUGA
This is a messenger RNA of Corylus avellana, 1382 nucleotides long. Lineage: Eukaryota; Viridiplantae; Streptophyta; Magnoliopsida; Fagales; Betulaceae. The record is from RefSeq and is a predicted model, not a curated record.